AAAAGUGUUUCUUGAGUAAUGGUUUUUUAAACUAAUGGUAAUCGUAUUCGUAAAACUCCUUCUAAAAGUUCAAAAAGGUGUUUUUGUCACUUUUGAAAAUUCAGCUAUGUUUUCGACACAAUCUAAGAAGGAGAGGAGGAUGAAUGGAGAAGAGAAGCAAACACGAGGAAUAAAAGAGAGAGAAGGUGGUGGUGGUAACAAUGCGACGACGAUGAGCAACGGCAACAACUCUAGUUGGAUUAGGAGAGAGAAACAGAGAAUGAAAGAGAAAAUAUGUUACAAAUAUAGCAUAAUUAAUCAAAACAUAUAUAAAAUAUAGCAAAGUUUUAGAUUAUAAGAAUGAUUUGUCUAUCGUUGAUCAAAUCUAAAAUUUUGUUACGAUUAAUUGUCGAUAUUUAAAAUGAAGACAAACUUAAUAGUAGACAAGAUACAAACUAUAAACACAUAAAUAAAUAAAUAAAUAAAUACAUCAAUCUUCCACCCUCCUUGAAUUGAAAACUUAAAAGUACACCAUCAAAUUACAGAAAAUUUGCAUAUUCCUUGAAAAGCAUUUAAAAUUUUCUUCAACCUCAUUAAUCAACCAAACAUUGGCUUUAGAUCCCAUGAACAAAACAAACAUAACAUAAGAAUUAAAGCUACAAACAAACAAAUCCACCGGACAUGGACGGCAAUACCCUCCUCCUUUUGCUUUGGACUUCAUCAAAUCUUCAUAUUUUUAAUGCUCUUAUCUCCAUACCCUUCCUUUUGUAAUCUUUCAAUAGCCAUAAACCAAAACCUGGUCAGAAGCUUAGAACAUGUACAAGAAAACAGAGACCAAACCAAACCUUUCCAUUGAAACUUUUCUAUAUAUUAUGAUGAAUCCAUGGCCUAAAAUUUAGAACUUCCAUUGAAGCUACAACUUCCCGCCUCCAUGGCCGACUCUUCACCAUUUAGUUCUGUAGCCUUCUCAUUGCUUCUGAUUCUUGUGGCCUUCUGUUCGACUCCAACACAUUCGGUAACGGUUCGAGGAUUGUCAAUUAGAGAAGCCACAGUGCACGACCUCCAGCUAGCUUUCAAGCAAAACCAACUCACUUCGAGGGAACUUGUCAACUUCUACAUCGGAGAAAUUCGCAGACUCAAUCCAGUUGUCCACGGGGUCAUAGAAAUCAACCCAGAUGCAUUGCUGCAAGCUUACAAGGCUGACAGAGAACGAGAGGCUAAUAAGCCUGGAUCGCUUUGUGGGUUGCAUGGAAUUCCAGUUCUACUCAAGGAUAACAUUGGGACUAAGGAUAAGUUGAAUACUACUGCUGGAUCAUUCGCAUUGCUUGGGUCUAUAGUGCCUCGUGAUGCAGGUGUAGUGAAGAGACUAAGGAAGGCUGGAGCUAUAAUACUAGGAAAGGCCAGCUUAAGUGAAUGGGCUGAUUUUAGGUCCCUCGCUGCUCCAGCUGGUUUGAGCGCUAGAGGUGGUCAAGGAAAGAAUCCAUAUGUUUUAUCAGCAUCACCCUGUGGAUCCAGCAGUGGACCUUCCAUAUCAGUUGCAGCAAACAUAGCAGCAGUGUCAAUAGGAACCGAGACCGAUGGUUCUAUCCUCUGUCCGGCUAGUUUCAACUCAGUUGUUGGCAUCAAACCUACGGUCGGCCUCACUAGUAGAGCAGGUGUCAUUCCAGUCUCCCCAAGACAAGACACUAUUGGGCCAAUUGGCAGGACAGUGACAGACGCUGUGAUAGUUCUUGACACCAUUGUAGGAUUUGAUUACAAUGAUGCAGCCACUAGAACAGCCUCUAAGUACAUUCCAUAUGGUGGCUACAAACAAUUCCUCAAUCCAAAUGGGUUGAAAGGGAAGAGGUUAGGAAUUGUGAGAAACCCCUUUUUCAGCUUCUUCAAUGAUUCAACCAUCACACAAGCUUUUGAGGAUCAUUUCAACACUCUAAAGCAAGGUGGUGCUAUUUUGAUAGACAAUCUAGAGAUAGCAGAUAUAGAUAUCAUCUUAAACGUAACAGCGAGUGGAGAAGCAGCAGCAUUGCUUGCUGAAUUCAAACAAUCGCUAAAUGGGUACCUGAAAGAGCUCGUGGUUUCCCCUGUUCGAAGUUUAGCCGACAUAAUCGCCUUCAAUAACGCAAAUGCAGAUCAGGAACUUCUCAACGUUUUUGGCCAGGAGAUCUUUUUGGCGGCCGAAGCCACAAAUGGGAUCGGCGACGUGCAGAAGGCGGCUGUGUUGAACUUGGGGAAGCUAACAGAAGAUGGGUUUGAGAAAUUAGUGAAGGAGAAUCAAUUGGAUGCGGUGGUGACUCCAGGUACCGGCAUAGCUACAGUGCUCGCAAUUGGGGGUUUUCCGGGGAUCAAUGUUCCGGCUGGAUACGACGGCGGAGGAGUUCCGUUUGGGAUUAACUUUGGAGGGUUGAAGGGAUCAGAGACGAAGCUGAUUGAAGUUGCUUAUGGGUUUGAGCAAGCCACUCUGAUAAGAAAACCUCCUUCCUUCAAACCUUGAAGUGAAUCAAAGGAAACUUUCUGACUCAAUUCAGCUAUGAAUUAGCUCUUCAAAUUAAUUGGCAUUUUGUUUAUUAAGCUAUGAAUAUCAGAUGUGACUUUGUGUUGCAAUUCCAAUAACUUAAUUCUCUCAUAUAUGAAUAGAAUUCUUUGUCACAAUAUGUUGUUGGUAUGUACGAGUCGAGUUUACCACCUCAGUGAGUUGUACUCCACGAUCAAGUAAACGCCUUUUGAUCAUAUUUUUCAGGUUCACUACAUGUAUUUACCUUUGUUUGUUUUGUAUUAGAGUAUGCCUUCUUGUCC
This is a messenger RNA of Cucumis sativus (cucumber), 2769 nucleotides long. Its product is annotated as probable amidase At4g34880. The transcript is spliced from 5 exons. The record is from RefSeq and is a predicted model, not a curated record. The coding region runs from base 911 to 2467 and encodes 518 amino acids. NCBI's taxonomy places the organism in Eukaryota, Viridiplantae, Streptophyta, Magnoliopsida, Cucurbitales, Cucurbitaceae.